This is a messenger RNA of Coprinopsis cinerea okayama7#130, 999 nucleotides long. RefSeq names its product spliceosomal zinc finger-containing protein. The record is from RefSeq and is a predicted model, not a curated record. NCBI's taxonomy places the organism in Eukaryota, Fungi, Basidiomycota, Agaricomycetes, Agaricales, Psathyrellaceae. The transcript is spliced from 3 exons. Gene Ontology annotation, cellular component: U2-type spliceosomal complex. Gene Ontology annotation, biological process: snoRNA splicing. Gene Ontology annotation, molecular function: metal ion binding. Bases 1 to 999 code for a protein of 332 amino acids.
AUGGCCUCGACUGGGGAGACUGUAAAUGUUCCUUUCUUCAAGAAGAAGAAGGGAACUCGACCAACGACUGCUCGGAAACGCUCUGUCUCGCCUGAACGACCCGAUAAUUUGGGUGCUUCAUCCUCCAAAACCCAGGUGGUGCUACCCACCAAGAAGGCGGCCUCGAAUCUGCUUAGUGCGGGAACUAAACGCACUGCUGCCCAAAGGGACGACCUUGAUACUCCCGAGAAAGACGGGCCGGACGUGAAAUGGUCAGCAGAGGGAUCUCACAUCAACACGGCUCUUGAGAUUCUUGCUGGGGAUGAAGCGGACGAAAUCUUGGCCAAACGCCGUAGGAAGGAACGUCAGGAAGCUGGGGAGGAUGACAUUGAGGUACCUGACGACGGCCAAUACCGAGGGCAGAACGCCUAUAGAACACAUAUCAAGAAGACAACCGAAACGCCAAAAGCCAUGCGUACCGGACCUCAACGCAGCACCAAUACAAUCCGGACGGUUACUAUUGUUGACUACCAGCCAGACGUCUGUAAAGAUUACAAAGAAACCGGGUUCUGCGGCUUUGGAGAUACCUGUAAAUUCCUUCAUGACAGAGGAACAUAUCUCGCUGGAUGGCAAUUGGACAAAUUGGCGGAGAAUCCGAAAAAGCAGGUCGACGAUGAUUCAGAUUCCGACUCAAGCGACGACGAGGAUAUCCCCUUUGCCUGCCUCAUUUGUCGUAAACCCUACACCGAUCCCAUUGUCACUCGGUGCGGACACUACUUUUGCUCGGCUUGCGCAAUAAAGCGAUUCGCCAAGACCCCGAAAUGUCUCGCAUGUGGGGCUCCGACUGGUGGCAUCUUCAACCGAGCCGAUAAAGUCAUAGACAAGAUGAACAAAAAGCGGAAGGAGAAGGAGGAAAAGGAAAGAGAGGAUGACAGUGACUCGAACAUCCAGAUAGAAGGUCUGGAAGAGAAACAGGGAAGUGACGGCGACAAGGACGAUUCGGACGACGACUCCGAGUAA